GGCGCGAACUGGCGUCGCCUCACGCUGCGAGCUGCCGUGAAUUUCGACAGCUCGCAGGAAGGGACGCGAGAAGAGAGAUUCCUCGUCUCCCCUUCCAUGGGCGCUCGGCUAAGCUUAUAAAAGAUAUAUCCAGUGCGGAAAAGCCGUUAGUGCGAGAGAACGAGGAGACACAGCGUGGAAGUUGCCGCGGCAGGGAAAGAGAACGCCGGAAGAUGGAUGAGGAACAAGUGAAAAUGCUCAGGAGGGCUUUCUCCAUGUUCGACUCCACCAAGUCGGGGAGCAUCGAGAAGGAAAAAGUGAGGACGAUCUUGAACACCCUGGGGCACACUUUCGACGAUCACGAGCUCGAGGUGCUACUCAAGCAGGAGGACGAAGAGGGCAGCGGUAAAUUGAAUUUCGACUCGUUCUACCGGGUGGCGUCCCACUUCCAAGAGGAGGACGACGAGGCGCUGCAGAAGGAGCUGAAGGAGGCGUUCAGGCUCUACGACAAAGAGGGGAACGGUUAUAUCCCGACGAGCUCUCUUCGAGAGAUCCUGGCCGCCCUCGAUGAUCAGAUAACGCCCGAUCAAAUGGACGGCAUGAUCGCUGAAAUUGAUACCGACGGAUCCGGCACCGUUGACUUUGACGAGUUCAUGGAAAUGAUGACCGGCGAUUAAACGCGGGGCGCCUCUCGAAGACGCGGCGAAGAAGCCAGCCCUGCAUUUCCAUUCGACGAUCCUGCGACGACCUCGGAACCACCACGGACUUCGAUCGAGCCGGCCGGACAACGCUUCGGAACGGAUCGAAGAGGCGCAGAGACACAGAGAGAACCGUCCUUCAUUUCAUUUGUACAUUCGUUUGCGCGCCGUUUGUAACGACAUCGUUGA
Messenger RNA from Nomia melanderi (Alkali bee), 866 nucleotides. RefSeq names its product troponin C type IIb (gene TpnCIIb). Gene Ontology annotation, molecular function: calcium ion binding. The record is from RefSeq and is a predicted model, not a curated record. Lineage: Eukaryota; Metazoa; Arthropoda; Insecta; Hymenoptera; Halictidae. Gene Ontology annotation, cellular component: myosin II complex.